Messenger RNA from Myripristis murdjan (pinecone soldierfish), 1991 nucleotides. It is a transcript of the gene tedc1, whose product is annotated as tubulin epsilon and delta complex 1. NCBI's taxonomy places the organism in Eukaryota, Metazoa, Chordata, Actinopteri, Holocentriformes, Holocentridae. The transcript is spliced from 8 exons. The coding region runs from base 162 to 1373 and encodes 403 amino acids. The record is from RefSeq and is a predicted model, not a curated record.
GCCUCUAACCGGAAGUUAUCGUCCUUGCCGCGAAAUACCAACUGUGAACAGUAUAAUUCAGUAAUUUAUCUACAAAGCGCGGAUGGUCAAUUAUUAAUGUUUGAAAUUUUUUACGUUAACUCACACGGACUGUAGUAAUUACGGAAGCUACCUAGCAGAAUAUGCAGCGGAGUAAAGCGGCUGCCGGUGUCGGAGUGAAGCAGGUAAUAGUGGCUCUGUGCAGGCUGCUAGCGGCCACCGGCUUGGACUCUGUCCCCGCUCCAGAGGCCUUCAGACGUGCCAAAUUCAGUGGUGGACCCGAGGUGGAGGAUCAGUUUUGGCAGCUGCUGGCCAACAUCCUUCAGAGAACCACCAUAGUUUCCUAUGGAGCUGAUUCACAGCUCAUGUCAGCCUCAGGCAACAAGAAGCUGGUGGUUGCAGGCCUGUGGCAGACUGGCUUCCAGGCUGAGUGGAUGUAUGGUAGAGUGGGAGGACAAGAAGGAGGGGAGAGGAGGAGCUUCUCCAGCAGAGAGCUUCUCCUGGCGCUGGGCUGGCUGCUAGCUACAGGAACCCUGGAGAGACUGCUGACACAGCGAGCACAGCAGCUGGACAAGACACUACUGACAUCUCCACUGGUGAAUCCUGAGAUUUCUCAUCAUGCCCAGUUAGACGCCGCCUCCCUGAGGAGAAUGCAGUGGCUGAUUGGCUUUCUGCGAUUCCAGGGACGGACCCUGCUAUCCAUGCAGGAGGAGAAAGCCUGCCUCCUUCACGCAGUCCUCUCUUCCUCACCCUUGUCUUCCUUCUCUAACCAAAGCUCUACACUACUUAGAGUGGAGUGUGUGCGUAUGUGGCAGUUAUGUCAACUCUUAGAAGCCUAUGUGAGCUGGAAACAGGUGGAGAACCUGUUCUGGGUCUGGAUGGACAGUGUGGUGGACUGCCAUCUGACAGCUCUUGUUGUUAUGACACCCAGGCAUGCAACCAAUAGGAGAACGGCAGUUUGUUGCCAUGGUAAUCGAGGGUUAAAGAGACUGAAUGACAUAUUGUCAAAAUUGCCCAAAGCACAGAGAGGACAAAGAAGAGCCAAGGAGGACGCUUCAGAGAGAGAAGGAAGCCUAUUUUCCUUACUUUUGUCCCUGCCCUCCCUCCCUGCCACCUACCGAGCCAGGCUCCAGGACGACAGGCCCGACCAACAUACCCAUCACCCAGCAGAGGGGGUCCAAGGCCACAGCGGAACAGGGACUCUAGGUGAGCUCCAGGCUCCAGAGGCCAGGCGGCUGCUUCUUCAGGCAGAGGCCCAACUGCUAGAGGGGAGGGACAGACACAAACUGGCCAAUAGGUUACAAGUACAGGAGAUGGUUGGCAGGUUGCAGGAACUGGUGCUGAUACCACCAUAAAGUUUCUUUUUAAUGAAGAAAUCAUGUGAUAACUAGUUAAAAGGAAACACAUUUGAAUAUGUAAUGAAUUGAAUAACAUGUACUGAUCAGGUCUUGCACAACAGUAGAAAAGGAGCUUUUGACGUCUGGAAAUGCAUGUAAAAAUGUGUGUCCACUACACAAUGUCUUAAGUGUCACACACACUGUUUUUCCCAUGUAUAAAUCUCCUUAGUGGUUUAUAUGGCCAUUUGUUCCUUUAAGGUACAUUUUCCAUGCUCUGGGUGAAAAGUCCUGUGGCUGGAGGGUAUGCAUUAAAAGUGUAAUACACAAUGUUCACAAUUCAUAUUCUAGCCAUAAAGUUUUGAACUAACCUAUGCAAUCAUAGCAACAAAUUGAAACUUCAAGAGUAUGUACUCAAUAAAUCAGUGAGGUCAGUGAGCAGUUUUCAUCAGGUGUUAAGGCAAGUUCAGUCUUUGGAAGGUAGUGCAGCAGAGCUUUUCUGCCAUAUAUGCUGUAGUGUGUAUGUACUUUUUAAAUGUAGUGCUAACCUUAUUAGCUGUUUGCUACCACCCCACUUUGAUGUUAAAAUACUGAUUGUUUCAAAACUUUGUGGUUAUUUUCUAUCACUUAACAAUCUCU